This is a messenger RNA of Cricetulus griseus (Chinese hamster), 1844 nucleotides long. The record is from RefSeq and is a predicted model, not a curated record. NCBI's taxonomy places the organism in Eukaryota, Metazoa, Chordata, Mammalia, Rodentia, Cricetidae.
AUGGAGGUCACUGGAAGGCUGUUCAUUUGGGCCCUUUUAGCUGCCUGCUGUGGAGCACAGCUGAAUUCGACGGAGGCUAAAGGCAAAUCAAGAUGCACGGCCAAUCAGGGAGGAGCCAAUCUGGGAGAGACACACAAAGCCUUGGUCCUAAAGCUCAAAGCUGAUGAGAACUGCACCUGGACCAUAGAGAGACCUGAAAACAGGAGCAUCAGAAUCAUCAUCUCCCACACCCAGUUGGAUCCAAACGGGAGGUGUGAAAGUGAAAACAUCAAGGUGUUUGAUGGAAGCUCCACUGACGGGCCUCUGCUAGGGAAGGUCUGCAGUAAAAAUGACUUCGUGCCUGUAUUUGAAUCGUCAUCCAAUUCGCUAACAUUUCAGAUAGUCACAGACAGGACAAAUAUCCAAAGAAGUGUCUUCAUUUUCUACUACUUCUUCUCCCCUGGUACCUCUGUUCCAAACUGUGGUGGUUACCUGGACACUUUGGAAGGAUCCUUCACCAGCCCCAAUUAUCCAAAGCCACACCCUGAGCUAGCAUACUGUGUGUGGCACAUACAAGUAGAGAAAGGCUAUAAGAUAAAACUGAACUUUAAAGAGAUCUUCCUAGAGGUGGACGAAAACUGCCGAUUUGAUUUCAUCGCACUCUAUGACGGCCCCUCCACCACAUCUGGUCUGCUCAAACAAGUUUGUGGCCGUGGGCAACCUACCUUCGAAUCUUCCUCAGACUCCUUGACUGUUGUGUUAUCUACAGAUUAUGCCAAUUCCUACAGAGGCUUUUCUGCAUCCUAUACUUCAAUUUAUACAGAAGAUGUCAACACUACAUCUUUAAGUUGUGCUUCUGACAAGAUGAGAGUCAUCAUAAGCAAGUCAUAUCUGCAGUCACUUAACUACAAUGAAGACAACUUGCAACUAAAUGACCCAGCUUGCAGACCGAGUGUGACAAACGUCAUAGAAUUCUCUAUCCCUCUGCACGAAUGUGGUACAAUUAAAAAGAUAGAGGACCACACAAUCUCUUAUACCAACAAAAUCGCCUUCACCGAGUCACCAGUUUCUGCAGUGAUCACCCGUCAGAAGCACAUCCAGAUUGUGGUGACGUGUGAGAUGGAAUAUAAUUCUACUGUGGAGAUUAUGUACAUAACUGAAGAUGACAUCAUACAGAACCAAAGUGUCCUGGGCAAAUACAACACCAGCAUGGCUCUUUAUGAGUCCAACUCAUUUGAAAACCUUGUACACUCACCGUAUUUGGUGGACUUGAACCAAACUCUUUUUGUUCAAGUCAGUUUGCACACCUCAGACCCAGGUCUGGUGGUGUUUCUGGACACCUGCAGAGCCUCUCCCACGUCUGACUUCUCAUCUCCAACCUAUGACUUGAUCAACAGCGGAUGUAGUCGAGAUGAGACUUGUCAGGUGUAUCCCUUAUCUGGACACGAUGGGAGAUUCCAGUUUAAUGCCUUUAAAUUCUUGAGACAUCUGAACUCUGUGUAUCUGAAGUGUAAGAUUUUGAUCUGUGACACCAAUGACCAAAAGUCUCGCUGCUAUCAAGGCUGUGUCUCAAGGAGCAAACGAGAUAUUUCUUCAUACAAGUGGAAGGCUGAUUCUGUCAUAGGACCAAUUCGCCUGAAGAGAGACCGAAGUGCAAGUGGAAACUCAGGGCUUCUGCCUCAAACACAUGCAGCAGAAACUCCGAACCAACCUCUCAGCCCUCUGCACCUCUUUUCCUUUAUGGUCCUCGCUCUCAAUGUGGUGAUUGUGGCUGCAGCAACAGUGAGGCAUUUUGUAAGUCAACGGAUGGAUCACAGAUACCAGAAGCUGCAGGUCUACUAGCUGUUGACUCUAAGAAGGCUCCU